AUGAAUGCUUAUUUGAUUUUCCAACACUUUUUCUUUCAUCUCAAAAGGUGUCCUGACAAUACAAAGCUCCAAAAUCUAACCUCUGUAUCAGAAUUUCAUCUCAAUGUACUCUCAGAGGAUCCAGACCUACAGCAAAUCUUUUUUGUGUUGUUCCUUCUUAUUUAUCUCUUAACAGUGCUUGGGAAUCUGCUCAUCAUCCUGGCCAUCAGCUAUGUCUCCCACCUCCACACCCCCAUGUACUUUUUCCUCUCCAAUCUGUCCUUGGCUGACAUCUGCUUCAUCUCUACCACUGUCCCACACAUGAUUGUGAAUAUUCAACUUCACAAAAAAGUUAUCUCCUAUGUGAGCUGUGUGACACAGAUGUCCUUCUUUGGCAUUUUUGGAUGUAUGGAUGAUCUGCUGCUGACUGUGAUGGCCUAUGACCGGUAUGUGGCCAUCUGUCACCCCCUGAAAUACUCCAUCAUCAUGAACCCUCAGCGUUGUGCCUUCUUAGUUUUAGUAUGUUUCUUGUUUAGCCUGCUGGACACCCAGUUGCACAAUUUAAUCAUCUUAAAUUUCCCCUAUUUCAAAGAUGUUGAAAUUUCAAAUUUCUUUUGUAACCCCCCUCAACUCCUUAGUCUUGUCUGUUCUGAUAUAUUUACCAGUAACCUACUCAUGUAUUUCACUGGCACCAUAUUUGGGUUUCUUCCCAUCUCAGGAAUUCUUUGUUCUUACUGUGAAAUAAUUUCCUCCAUUCUGAAAAUACCAUCAACAAGUGGAAAGUAUAAAGCCUUCUCCACCUGUGGGUCUCACCUGUUAGUUGUUUGCUUAUUUUAUGGAACAGGCCUUGGAGUGUGCCUAUUUUCAGAUGUGUCAUCAUUCCCCAGGGAAAGUGUGAUAGCUUCUGUGAUGUACACAGUGGUCACCCCUAUGCUGAAUCCUUUCAUCUACAGCCUGAGGAACAAGGACAUUAAAAGUGCCAUGAGAAUCCUAUACAACAGAAUCAUGCCCAAAUUUUCCAUUGUGAAUAUCAGUUGGAUAAUGCAAAAAAAUUAA
Molecule: messenger RNA, 1035 nt
Organism: Castor canadensis (American beaver)
Lineage: Eukaryota; Metazoa; Chordata; Mammalia; Rodentia; Castoridae
Product: olfactory receptor 7E178-like
Biological process (GO): G protein-coupled receptor signaling pathway
Cellular component (GO): membrane
Molecular function (GO): G protein-coupled receptor activity; olfactory receptor activity
Source: RefSeq, a predicted model, not a curated record